Nomascus leucogenys (northern white-cheeked gibbon) is the source of this 2316-nucleotide messenger RNA. RefSeq names its product maestro heat like repeat family member 2A (gene MROH2A). Gene Ontology annotation, cellular component: cytoplasm. The record is from RefSeq and is a predicted model, not a curated record. NCBI's taxonomy places the organism in Eukaryota, Metazoa, Chordata, Mammalia, Primates, Hylobatidae.
AUGUGUAUUGGGCAAAGAGCAGAGCUUUUUCUUGUGGUUAAUAUCUGUUUAAUCCAGAAGAAGACCUUAAGGAAAGAGCUUGAGGAAGAGAUGAUGGAAGCCAUUACAGAAGCAGCAGUGGACUCGAGUGAGGAGGUGUCAGAGGAAAGAGAUGACCUGGGACCUCUUGAAUUACAUGACAGUGGUACCUUUCAACAAGUCUUGAACCUCCUGGACAUCAUUGACAGCGAGUCAGCAAAGACGGACACGACAGGGGCAGGCCUUGACAUGCGGAAGACCCUGGCCUCGGUGAUAAUCACGGAGAAGGCCACCACUGAGCCUUCUGUGGUGAUAAACACUCUCAUCCGCUGCCUGCAGGUGCCAGAGAUAUCCACCCAGUGCAAGGUCAACAUUUACAACAUCCUCCAGGAGAUCAUCCAGCAGGAGGGGGAGCUGGAGGAGCAGUGCGUGCAGAGGCUGGUGGCCACUGCCUCCAAGGAGAUGAGGGAGAUCCCAGAGAUGGAGGGCUAUAUGAAGGCAGAGGUGGCCAGCGACACACUGGUGGCUCUGUCCCGAAACCACUUCAGCUUGGUCAUGUAUGAGCUGCAGCACCACCUCAAGCCCCUCAACCUCACUGAUGAAUUUGUCAUCAUCACACUGGCCAAGCUGGCCAAUGGCAAUGUGUUUGAGUUCAUGCCAUACAUGGGCAUCACCCUGGCUACCAUAUUCACCAUGCUGAGACUUGCCAAUGAAGCCAAGAUACGCCAGGCGAUCUGUGGUGCCAUGGAGACCUUCUGUGAGACGGUGCAGGCCUGGUGUCAGGACCCAUGCUUUUCACGGUGGUGCUUUGCAACCUCUGUGUGCCCGCUGCAUGCCCACUUCGUGCCCAAGCCCAGGAUGAGUAUCAGAGCCAUCAACCUGGCUAUCCGGGUGGUCAAGAACACCAUCUCUGAUACCCGAUCCAAGGUGAGGAUGGCUAUUCUCCACAUCAUUGGGCAGUUGGCUCUCUCUGGCUACCAGGAGAGAAUCAAAGGCUGGGGCCUGAAGUACGUGUCUGUGCAACUGACCUUAUCCACCUACAAACUGACAAAUCGCCGGGAGAACUUUUAUCAGAGGGACUUGGAGGAGAGGAUGGUCCACAAGGUCACCAUGGACACUGUGAAGAUCAUUACCUCUUCCGUCAGUGGGAUGACCAGCGAGUUUUGGGUGAGGCUCCUGUGCUACAUCAUGGAGACAGACUACAUGGAAGCUUUGACUCCUAUCUGUAUCAGCCUCACAAACCUGGCAGAACACCAGCUCCGUGGUCAGGACGUGGAUGUCAGCAUGGCUGGCAAGAGCAGGCAAGUGGAACUGCCUGCACCUCAGAAGCUGCUGGCCCGUCUCCUGGUGCUGAUGUCAUCACCUUACAAGGGCGAGGGUCGUGGGAUAGCCAUGCUCAACCUCUUGAGGACCCUGAGCCAGAGCAUCGCACCCUCUAUGGCUGACAUGUGGGAGAUGGAGAUUCCGCUACUGGUCCGGUACCUGGAAGAACAUACUGAGUUCACUUGGGAUCAGAAAGCCUGGGAAGACAAGCUGAUUCAGUUUCUGCGAAACUCCCUCAAGAAGACCCGGGGGUCUAGCUGGAGCCUGCGCUUGAGCAAAGAGCUGAACAACCAGAUGGCGAGCUUUGACAGUCCCUCUCUGGAGAAGGGCUUUCUGUACCGGGCCUUGGGCUUCACCUUGGCCACAGGCCUGGAGGCCAGCAAGGUGGAGGUCCUGCUGUUGGAGCUGCUGUACAAGACGGACUACAGCAAUGACUUCGACAGCGAGGGUGUGAUUAUGUGCUUUGGCCUGUGUGCCCGGAGCCAGGUAAAAACGGUGCUGAAUGUACUUCAUGACUUCGAGGACAGGAUCCAGGAGUCAGAGCAGUCCUGGCAGAUCAGUGCUUGGCGGAAGGACCAUCCCUGGAGGCAGGAGACAGUGAAAAGUGCCCUCAUGGUGAUGUAUAGCUGCGUGGCCUCCUACUGCCACCCCCAGUUGCUCCUCAACCUCGUGGACAGCCCCAUCACCGCUAAGAUCAUUCACCAUUAUGUCAGCAGCUGCCAGGUAGCCCCAUCUGCUGCCUGGGGGGAUGUCUUCUGGACCAGGCUGGUGGGUAGUAGCCUUCUGCCACUCUCUGGGCACCUGCAUCCCUACCCAGGGGACAUCCAGGCAUCCUACCUGAUGCCCAGCCCGUGGGAGGCCCAUUGCCCAAAUGUGUUGUUCUCUGUGCUUUGGUGUCAUGCAGAGGAGCUGGCGGGGGUGAGGAUAGCCCCUCUUCCAGAGUGCUGGGUGGGGUCUCCAGAAGCCACAAGAUGA